Molecule: messenger RNA, 1545 nt
Organism: Astyanax mexicanus (Mexican tetra)
Lineage: Eukaryota; Metazoa; Chordata; Actinopteri; Characiformes; Acestrorhamphidae
Exons: 4
Coding region: 411-1463 (350 amino acids)
Molecular function (GO): oxidoreductase activity
Source: RefSeq, a predicted model, not a curated record
AAUAGUCUUGGUUGACUAUGCUUCCCAGCUUGCCCUAAACAAUAUUUUUAUAAAACUGGAUAUGUUUUGUUGUUCUCAGUGGUUUAUUCUGUGCUUGAAUGGGAGGUGCAAUUCAAGUAGCAGGGUGAAUGUAACUAUACUGCCUGAAUCUGAUUCUGAGAAAUUGGUAUUUUAUGGUAUAAAUCGAGUUGCCAGCACCGUUGGUUAGAUAAUAAAGUUCAUCUUCGGUGACCACCCUCUGUGACUGUGGCCAAAACAUUUCCUUGUAUUUCUUCUCCCCCUCUCAGAUGUGCUUUCAGAGACCAUGUGCUAGCUAUAAAAAGGGCUUGGCAGUCACUAGUGAACAGAAUUCAGUAGUCUAGCACUCUAGGAUCUCUGAGUGAAACCUGCUGCUGCUACCAGUAAAAACAAUGUGGUCUAAAGUAGCUAGCGUUUUGAUCCUGAUCCUGAUAGUCUGUAUCUCCAUGUACUUUGGUGGCCAUGGUCUCACAUAUUCUUUUUUCACCCUGAUCCUCUUGAUGCUCGGCCAGGCACCGACUCAGAGAUGCAUGUUCUUAUCUAAGAAGUAUGAAAGGGCAGUAUUGGUAACAGGCUGUGACAGUGGGUUUGGCUAUCGGCUUGCUAAGACCCUGGACAGCAUGGGUUUCGUUGUGUUUGCAGGGUGUUUGAGCUCUAAUGGUCAAGGAGCUCAAACUCUGCUCAAAGAAGGAUCUCGGCAUUUAAAACUAAUCCAGCUGGACGUGACCAGAGAUGAGGACGUGAGGCUGGCUAAGGCCUUUGUGGAAGCAAACCUGCCUGAGAAAGGCCUGUGGGCAGUGGUAAAUAAUGCUGGUAUCAGUGACUGGGGAGAGACUGAGUGGAAUUCCAUUGAAGACUACCAGAAAAUGGUGGAUAUCAACUUAUUUGGCUCAAUUCGGACUUCAAUUGCUUUUCUGCCUCUUGUUCGGGCAUCUAAAGGGCGUAUGGUUUUUGUUUCCAGUAUUUUUGCCUUUUUUAAUUGUCUGAGUAUGGGAGCAUACAGUGUGUCCAAAAGAGGUCUGGAGGCUUUUGCUGACUGCUUGAGGGUUGAGCUGUCCAACUUUGACGUAAAGGUCAGCAUCAUUCAACCAGGGAACUUUGGCCCAGCCACAAACAUCAGAAGUAAGAAAACGACCCAGGAAAUCUGGGAUAAACUGGAUGAUGAGCGUAAAGUGACUUUCAGCAGAAGCUACAUUGAGUUUGCAAAUGAAUAUUUCCAGUCAUUAUGCAGUGCAGGCUUUAAAGACAGCCGCAUGGUUAUUGAUGCCAUGGUGCACGCUCUGAAUGCCGCCCAGCCAAAAUCACACUACUUGCUCGUCUCCACUGUGGAGUGGGUCUUUUUCCUAGUAUUUCCUCUUUUGCCCACAUUCCUCAAAGAUGCAAUAUUUACUUACACCCCGAUUUACCAUAAACGCAGAGAGAUACUUUCACAACAGAAACAGUAGGUGUUUAUCUAUUGCAUUAAAGGCAAUAGAGCUACUGCCACUGCAAAUAAAAAUAAAGAACCAAAUGGAUGCUUUAAAAGUG